GGCGCAGUGUGUCCCGGCGGCAGGACAAGAUGGAGUCGCGGUCGGUGCCGAGUGACCUGUACCCGCAGGUUUACACCUUCCUGCUGCACAACAAGUUCGACAAGGCGGCCAAGGCCUUCCUCAAGCAGGCCAACGUGAAACUUCCAGAUAUAAAGUCUCCUUCUCUUGUGGACAUUUUUGACUUCUGGGUGAAGUCUUCUGGAAAACCAGAGAAAAGGAAGGCAGUACCUAAUGGUCCUUCUGCAAAACGGCUUAAGAAAGAUGAAUCUUCCAGUAGCUCAGACAGUUCAGACAGUUCUGAAGAAGACACUGCAAAGAAACCAGUGAGCAAGCCGCCGACACCUGCAGUAAGCAAACCCGUUGCCAAAAACGUUGUAACGAAAAAGGAUAGCAGUAGUAGUGAAGAUUCAAGUUCUUCGGAUUCUGAAGAAGAAAAGAAACCAGCACAGCAGAAGGCCGUCACUGUUAAAAGCGCAGCUCCUGCAAGUAAAGCAGUUCCAGCCGGCAAGCCAGUUGUUAGAAAAAAAGAUGAAAGUUCCAGCAGCGAAGAUUCGGACAGUUCAGAAGAUGAGAAACCUGUUGCAAAAGCUCCUGUGAAACCAGUAACUACUACGAAAACUGUCACUAAAGCAGCGGAGGAGAGUAGUGAAGAUGAUUCCAGUGAUGACUCGAGUGAUUCAGACUCGGCUGCAGCAAAACCACAAACACCUGCACAGAAAGUAGUGCCACAGAAAACGCAGCCAGCCAAGUCUCCUGCUGCUGGAAAGGCAACAAAUGCAAAACCUGCGGCCCGGGCUAAAGCAGCAGCAGCCACUGCAAAGGAGAGUUCAAGCAGUGAAGAGUCUGACAGUUCAGAUGAUGAGUCUCCUGUGAAAACCAAAGCACAGCAAGCAGUUUCGUACAGUGCUGUACCACCUCCUAAUAUUCAGAAUGUAAAAGCAGCGAAGAAGGCAGCAGGUGCAGCCAAGAAGAUAGCCGCUACAGGUGCAACCAAGAAGGCUGCAGCGGCGGAUGCUGCAAAGAAGAAGGGUGCAGCCAAGAAGGCAGUAGCCACAGGGGCGUCCAAGAAGGCGCCGGCUGUGGAUGCGUCCAAGAAGGCGGCUGCUGCAGGCGUGACCAAGAAGAAACCAGCCGCUGGAGUGACCAAAAUGGAAAUCAGUGACUCUUCAGACGACAGCUCGGACAGCAGUGAUGAAGAGGCACCCCUAAAACCUGCCACGACAAUUACCCAGACGAAAGCUGGCCCCACGCCGGCCAAGGCAGCUGCCGCCACUCAGAAACCUGCGGCCAAGAAGGCCAGUUCCAGCUCGGACAGCGAUUCCGAUUCUGAAAGCUCUGAAGAGGAAACAAAACCAAAUCCUAAGUUGAAAGCUGCUGCAAAACCCGCACCCAAAACAGCUGUAGCCCAAGCAAAGCCACAGGAGAUCAGCUCUGACUCGGACAGCUCCAGUGAUUCUGACGAAAAGACCAAGGUUGCGGCAAAGAUCAAACCGGCUGCCAAAGCAACUGCUGCACCUGCAAAACCAGGGAAGCGAAGCACUCCAGCAGCUAAGGCCGCUGCCAAAGAAAGCAGCUCGGAUUCAGAAGACUCCAGCAGCGAGGAGGAAGCGGCAAAACCUCCAGCAAAAGUUCUGGUCCCUGCGAAAACCAAAGCUGCAGCGGUAACUCCGAAAACCAAUUCCUCAGCAGUGGUGGUAAAAGGCAAAACUUCAGCCGUGAAGAAAGACGAUAGCAGCAGUUCUGAAGAAUCUUCAAGCGACGAAGAGCCUCAGUUGAAGACCCCCGUGGCCCAAUUACAAAAGGCAAAGGCCGCGUCUUCACUGCCCGCAAAGCCUGCGGCCAAAAAAGCCGACAGCAGCAGCAGCAGCUCAGAUAGUUCAGAGUCAGAGGAAGAGAAGCCAAAAGGCAAGCUGACUGUUCCCAACGAUGUGAAAACGCCCACCUUAACACCCGCCAAGAAGGCAGCAGAAAGCAGCUCGGAAGAUGACUCUUCCACAUCUGAGGAGGAGGAAAAGAACACCAAGUCAGUAAAUGGCACGGUGAAUACCAAGACGAAGAAGGGACCUAAAAUGCAAGUUGAUAAAGGUGACGUGGUCAAGAAACAGUCGAAGACUCCAAACACAGUUCCAAAAACUAAAAAGAAAUCCAAAUCCAAGAUGGCAAGUGAUAAUCAGCUUCAACCUAAUACUCCUUUCCGUAGAGUAAGAGAAGACGAAGUUGAAAUUGAUCCACGUUUUUCAAAUAAUGCGUUUACUGCUAAGAGAGGGGCAUCGGGAGACUGGGGUGAGAAAGCUAAUCAUGAUUUAAAAUUCACCCGAGGGAAAUCCUUCCGGCACGAGAAGACAAAGAAGAAGCGAGGAAGUUACCGAGGUGGCUCCAUCGCCAUGACUGUCAACUCCAUCAAAUUCGACAGUGAAUGAACAAACCGUUUAACCCAAUUGACAGUCACGUUAUGGCACAUCAUUUUUACCGAUGAUUUAAGCUUGGAAUGUGUAUUUCUGACGCCUUUUUAAAAAAAAAAAUAUCUUGUUAAUUUUCUGGAAGUAUAACAUUCUUUACAGGCAAAAUUGUUGGUAUUUAAAAUUGUUUUUUGAAUGGAAUAUUUGUUCUAUGUAAAAUAUUAACGUGCUCUAAUAGCGAACUUCAAGAUAAAUGCUGGAGGUGUAUCUUUUUAAAAAAAGGUCUGGCAUUUUGGUGCAGUUUUGAGUAUCAGUGUUUCUGUGUGAGGUUACUUUAGGGCAGAAAAUUAUGGAUGCUUCAAAAACAGCACAUUAAUGAACCAUGUGUGAGUUAAUUUUUUAAUAAAACAACUUCACUUUUCA
Leucoraja erinaceus (little skate) is the source of this 2822-nucleotide messenger RNA. RefSeq names its product nucleolar and coiled-body phosphoprotein 1-like. Gene Ontology annotation, cellular component: nucleolus; nucleoplasm. The transcript has 14 exons. NCBI's taxonomy places the organism in Eukaryota, Metazoa, Chordata, Chondrichthyes, Rajiformes, Rajidae. Gene Ontology annotation, molecular function: protein binding. The record is from RefSeq and is a predicted model, not a curated record. Bases 30 to 2420 code for a protein of 796 amino acids.